AUGGGCGAUGUUGACAUUGAAGACGCAUUUAAUGGUAGCAGCAACGGCGCUCGUUUUACAGCAGCCACACGGCCGGUAUUGGUGAACGCCCGCCGUCGCAAAGGACCAACGGAGCCGCACGAGAACUACGGUGAAGGCAUCCCCGGCAACGCGACAGUUUUUGUGCACACAUUCGGCUGCGGCCACAAUGUCAGCGACGGCGAGUACAUGGCAGGACUUCUAGCUCAGGCCGGCUACCGCGUCACGGACGCAUUCAACCACGCCGACGUGUACCUGCUCAACUCCUGUACUGUCAAGAACCCAAGCGAGGAGCAUUUCAUCAGCAUGAUGAACCGUGUGCGGGCCACCGGGAAGCCGCUCGUCGUCGCCGGGUGUGUGCCGCAGGCAGACCCGCAGAACACGCAGUGGGAUGAUGUUAGCGUCAUCGGCGUGCGCAGCAUUGAUCGAGUUGGACACGUUAUUCACGAGGCGCUGCAGGGCAACUGCGUUCGGCUCAUCGGCGUGCACGAGCAGCAGGAGCAGGAGCAGGAGCAGAAGACUCAUGAACUUCCGCCGCUUGACCUACCAAAGGUGCGGCGUAACAGGUUCAUUGAAAUUAUACCCAUCAGCGUCGGUUGCCUAAACCACUGCACUUACUGCAAGACGAAACAGGCCCGUGGUGACCUGCGGAGUUGGCCUGUUGAGAGCAUCGUCACGCGUGUCCGCGCGGUGCUGCAGGAGGGCGUGAAGGAGAUAUGGCUCGCUUCCGAGGACACUGGGGCGUACGGCAUUGACAUCGGCACUGACGUGGUUCAUCUUAUGCGUGCCGUCGCCAGUGAGUUGGAGGGGACAAACGUUAUGAUGCGCGUGGGAAUGAGCAACCCACCCUACCUGCUGCGCCAGGUGGACGAGUUUGCGGCGAUUCUCAGUCAUCCGAACGUGUAUGAGUUCGUCCACAUCCCUGUGCAGUCUGGCUCCAACCGCAUUCUCGAUGCGAUGCAGCGGGAGUACACUGUUGAGGAGUUCUGCGAAUGUGUCUACCGCAUCCGCAGCAUCGUGCCAGGCGUUACCAUCGCAACAGACAUCAUCUGCGCAUUCCCGGGUGAGGGGGAGCCGGAGUGGCGCGAGACGAUGGUGCUCUGUGAAAACGUGCGUUUCCCUGUUUUAAACAUCACCCGUUUUUAUCCGCGCCGCAACACACCGGCUGCGGCGAUGAAGCAGAUACUGACGGAAACGGCGAAGCAGCGCACCACGGAGUUAACAUCCUUCUUCAACUCGUACCGCACGUACGAUUGCUUGGUGGGUGAAGUGCACCGCAUCACGCUACUCGAGACGGCGCACGACAAGCAUCAUCUCGUUGGGCACACAAAGAGCUACGUGCAGGUGCUUGUCGACCCCGCCGAGGCGAGAAUGGGGGACACCGUCACUGUCGUCAUUAUCUCAGCCACAAAGUACAGUGUUGUGGGGCGAGUGCUGCAGAGCCGUUGGGAUCGUCUUACGGUGACGGCGGCAGCAGCAGCAGCAGCAGCGGCAACAACAGUUCGCUCUGGAAGGUGGCGAACGCUGACAGGUGUUGCAUUCGUUGCGGCAGCAGCAGCAGCAGCCGUGUACAGGGGGCGUGCAUGGAGGCGCUAA
Molecule: messenger RNA, 1614 nt
Organism: Trypanosoma grayi
Lineage: Eukaryota; Euglenozoa; Kinetoplastea; Trypanosomatida; Trypanosomatidae
Product: tRNA modification enzyme
Exons: 1
Coding region: 1-1614 (537 amino acids)
Biological process (GO): tRNA methylthiolation
Cellular component (GO): endoplasmic reticulum
Molecular function (GO): tRNA (N(6)-L-threonylcarbamoyladenosine(37)-C(2))-methylthiotransferase activity; 4 iron, 4 sulfur cluster binding
Source: RefSeq, a predicted model, not a curated record